Apaloderma vittatum (bar-tailed trogon) is the source of this 2340-nucleotide messenger RNA. RefSeq names its product chromosome unknown open reading frame, human C17orf104 (gene MEIOC). The annotation marks the transcript as partial. The transcript is spliced from 5 exons. Gene Ontology annotation, cellular component: nucleus; cytoplasm. Lineage: Eukaryota; Metazoa; Chordata; Aves; Trogoniformes; Trogonidae. Gene Ontology annotation, biological process: mRNA stabilization; meiotic cell cycle; male meiosis I. The record is from RefSeq and is a predicted model, not a curated record.
CCUAAGGUUGCGUUCCGAGGUGGCGGUCGCUGCUGGAGUGGCGUGGAAGCUGGUGGGAGGCUCACCGAUGCGUUCAGCAGCGUAAUGACCGGCUCUGGCUCGCUCUACGGCUGCUACAAAUCACAGAAUGAAGAAAACGUAGAGCUACCUCAGACCUACGGUUCUUCCCUUCUGACAUCAGAGUACUCCGCACCCGUGGACUCCUCCCUUUCAUACGUGCCCUGGUCCACCUAUGGAGAUGAUGGGAAGCAGCCCACGGCCUCUCAGAUUGGUGUGAAGCCCAGGAUCCAGCCGGAAAGGAAUGAUUAUGGCAGUGAAACGGAUUUAUACGGGCUUGUGUCGAACAUCUUGGAAGAACAAGAUAAUGCGCAGCCGUACUGUGCCGAGGGGAGUUGCCCUCCCAGCUUGACGUCCGUCUGGCCCGUGAACACAGCCAGGGUCGCAGAGCACCACGACCUCUUGCCAGAAACUAAAAGACCAAUUGUUGGAGCUGCCUCGCAACAGGGAUUUUAUAGCGGUGAAUCCGUACCGGCGGCUGAAAAACAGUACUUGCAGGGUGGUGGCCUUGCAGCGCAGCAAAAAGCAGACGAGUGUUACCGUGGGUUUACCGGCCCCGACCUCGAAGAGCAGUGUUUGUACCCUUCUAGGAAUGAUCAUGCCAACUGUUGCAACGUGCAGACUAAUGAGAAUGUGAAGCCAACGCCCGUGUAUCCCAACUAUCCGUACCUAAAAAACGCUUUUACGCCCCCAAUCGGAUAUUCAGAAGUAAUCAAAGACUCGGGAGCCGAUGCUUAUCUGUACGGCAGGGAGAAGGGCUGUCCCAAAGGAGCGGAUGUGCAGUCGCACCAAAAGCGAGCGGAAACGUUUCUUUCGCAGUUUCGCAGAUAUAACGAAAACGCUGAUUACAGCAGAUACGCCGAGUAUUCUCACAUGAGUAAAGCGAAGCCCAACAAGAGCACCGGUUGUAGCCUCCAAGAAAAUAAGUUGGUAAAUGGAACCGCUGAGGCACCAUCUCUGGAAACAGAACCCUAUACUAAAUUAUUUCAAGUUAAAUCAGGAACUCAGAAAAAAAUUGAAGAUAGAAUUUCGGAUCAGCAAAACUUGGCAUUUCCCAAAGCAAACGAAUCCCUGUUCUGCGCUGAUUUGGUGCAAAAAUUUGAAUAUGGACUGAAAUCUUUUGCGACUUACCCAGGGAAUAGUGACUGUGCGAAUGGUGUGGAGAAGCAGCAGUUUUCCAAGCCAGAGCAGAAUCCUGAAUACUAUAAAUCCCUCCUGCUGUUGCCAAACGCAGCGAACCCUUCAGCCGGCGCCAACGUGAGGCCCCCGUGGGUCAACGUCCACACUAAACCCGCUGCUUCUGCCGCGUUUCAGAACGCAAAUCCUUUGCUGAAAUUGAAUAAUCACUUACCUGCUUUUCAAAAGAGUUCCAGCCAUCCUAAUGAUUUCUUUCCGUUAUCGUCUUCAAAUUUCUCUUUAAAUAGUAACUUAUUUCACAAGUACUGCCAAGAUAAUCCGUCAUUGCUCCCAGCUCCUGAAUUUGGUUGUAACGCUGCAGAACGAGCUCGCUCUGCUGCUUGCAUGGAAGCGCUCCUUCGGAGCAGAGAAGAGAAUCUCCUCGAGUGUUUAAGUGAGAAGAAGUUAAAGCUGCCGAACGGCUUCUGCGACAAUUACUCAGCUCAGCAGUUCGGCUUCAUCGAUAACACCAGCAAACAGUGGUUCCAGCUGAAGCCGCAGAGCGAGCGUUACGAUCCGGAAGGCCCAAACCACCUGGACGGGUUGUUGCAGAGCACCUACCGCGAUUUCGGGGAGCCACAGGCUCCGUUUGUUCUCCGGCAGGGCGGCGGCGGCGACGGCAAUCCCGUGCCCUGCCUCCAGCCCCCGAGCGUCAGCAGCCGCGCGCUGGGGGACUUCAGGAGGAACCAGCAGCUCGGCUCGAGCGCGUUCCCCUGGAGAUCCGCUUACCUGCUGGGCCGCUCCGUCGUCCCUGUGAUGGAGUCGUGUCACUUCUUGUCCCGCGAGGAUUUAAAACGCUUCUACCCUUAUUUGAACGAGAAGGGCUACGGCGAGGGUUCUCUCUCGGGUUUCAUACCGGCGUUUGGCUCGCCGAGGCAGGCGAAAACCCGGAGCGGGUCAGCCAGCGAACUUCACCUUAGGCUAGAAGAAUGUUAUGAGCAGUGGAGAGCUUUGGAGAAGGAAAGAAAGAAGACUGAAUCAGCUCUUGCUAAGAAUUUCCACGGGAAAAAGGUUUCCAGUGCUAACAACGCUGCGAUCCCAAGGCUGCCAUCAAACCCGUCAAGAGUUGAUCGCUUAAUUGUGGAUCAGCUACGUGAACAAGCCAGA